Astyanax mexicanus (Mexican tetra) is the source of this 4412-nucleotide messenger RNA. It is a transcript of the gene bag6l, whose product is annotated as BCL2 associated athanogene 6, like. Gene Ontology annotation, cellular component: BAT3 complex. The transcript has 25 exons. The coding region runs from base 168 to 3728 and encodes 1186 amino acids. Gene Ontology annotation, molecular function: polyubiquitin modification-dependent protein binding; misfolded protein binding. NCBI's taxonomy places the organism in Eukaryota, Metazoa, Chordata, Actinopteri, Characiformes, Acestrorhamphidae. The record is from RefSeq and is a predicted model, not a curated record.
CGCAAUUGUUCGCGCAGUGGUGCGGUCGAUGUUGCUCGGAAACGGUGCUGGAUUGGCUCUGGAUUAGCUGGUUAGCUAAUUUAGCUAUCAGGCAUCAGAUGAACUGGGAUUAAGAGCGAGCGUCGCAGAUUUAUCUCACUGAGAAAGCAAAACAAGUUCAGGGGUCCAUGGAGGAGUCAGGGACUAUUGAAGUAACAGUAAAAACUCUGGACUCACAGAGCAGGAGCUACACUGUCCGCGGAGAGUGGACAGUAAAAGAGUUUAAGGAGCAUAUUGCUUCCUCAGUUGAGAUUCCUGUGGAUAAGCAAAGGCUGAUAUAUCAGGGCAGGGUGCUGCAGGAUGAGAGGACACUGACAGAAUAUAAUGUUGAUGGUAAGGUUAUUCAUCUUGUUGAGCGGGCCCCUCCUCAGACUCCUCAGUCUGGUGGUGGAGGAGGUGCAGUUCCUGGUUCAUCAGGUGCAGCUGAGGGAGGCUCCAGCUCUUCUCACUCAUCAACUUCCACCUCUCAGGGAGCUCCACACGACCGAAAUGGCAACAGCUAUGUCAUGCUGGGCACCUUUAACCUUCCUGUCAACAUUAUGGACCCCCAACAGAUACAGAUGUCUGUGCAGCAGAUGAUGGCUGGUGUUGGGGAGGCUGGUCGAAAUGCAAGAGUCAGCACCAGUACAGGGUUACAGAGUAAUGGGUCCGUGGACGUGCAUAUCAACUUGGACCAGUCAGUACAGAGUGAACCAAGGAUAAGGCUUCAGCUGGCAGAAAACUUGUUACGAGAGACUCAGACUUUGAUUCACCGACUAGAGGGACCAGGUGAAGCAUCUGCCCAGCAAGGUGCUGCAGCACCACAGCCAUCCUCCACUUCCUCUUCUUCCUCUCCUUCAGCACAACCAAUGGAAACGUCUCCACCUCCAGCCCCUGCAUCUUCAUCUGCCUCCACACAAACAGAAGGGCCUCCUCACUCUGGACCCAACCAUCCAAGCCCAUUGGAGCUGGUGGAGGUCCUCUCGGAGGUGCGGAGGGUGGAGGAAAGACUCCGCCCCUUUAUGGAGAGAACCCACUCUAUCCUGGGAGCAGCUAGUUUAGCUGAUUACAAUAAUAAUACACAAGAGCGUGAGGAAGACCAGCGCACUCUCAAUUUGGUUGGAGAAUCCCUCCGUCUCCUAGGCAACACCUUGGUUGCUUUGAGUGAUCUGCGGUGCAAUUUAGCUGCUCAGCCUCCUCGCCACCUACAUGUGGUCCGACCUAUGUCUCACUAUACAUCUCCUCUUCUGCUGCAGAGUGGAUUACCCCAUAUACCAAUUCCAAUGAACAUUGGCACCACCGUUACAAUGACCUCGAAUGGCAGACAGGCAGGUGAAGGUCAGCCUCCAGCAUCUCAGCCAUCUGGCCAGGCUGAAGAGCAAGGCCGGGCACAGGCUCCACCCUCUCCCCCCAAUGGAGCCAAUCAGCAGCCUGGUCAGGGGACUCCUCGUGUGAUCAGGAUCACUCACCAGACUAUGGAGCCUGUGGUCAUGAUGCAGAUGAAUCUGGAUGAUUCAGGCAAUGGAGCUCAGGCCCCAGGCCAACAGAAUCCCAACGCUGCUGGACAGACUGGAACCACUCCCCCCUUACACAUACCAGGCCUGCCUCCUGAGUUCAUGCAGGCCAUUGUGCAUCAGAUUUCUCAGCAGGCUGCUGCAAUGGCUACUGCGGCCUCAGCUGGCCACCACGGACAACAGACCAGUGCUACUGGUCCAGCUGCCCAGAAUGGAGAAGCCCCAGCUGCUGCUGCUUCUGCUGCUGCUCCUCCGCCUCCCCCUCCACCCCAAGCCAGGGUAGUCAUCACUCGUCCCUCUUUCUCCCCACGCAUUCCCCAGCCUACGGGCACCAGAGGGACAACAAUCAACCUGCGGGCGACGGUGCCCCCCACAGCCGGCCAACAACCUGGACAGGGUAAUCCUAUGGCUCCCUCUCCUCUUACUCAGAUGGUCAGUGGUCUGGUUGGACAGCUGCUAAUGCCGAUGCACACAGCCAACACCUCUGGCCAGACGUCUACUCACACCACCAGCACAGCUUCAAUAGGUCAGUCUCAGGAAGGAGGCGCAGAGGGCAGUCUAGGCCAGUUCCUUGACUCUCUGUUGGGUGGUGCCACUGGAGUGGGAGGUGGAAAUGUCUCGGGAGGUCCUCCUUCAAUCACAGUGACUGUUCCUGGUGUUCCUACAUUCAUCCAGGGCUUGACUGACUUCAUCCAGACCAAUCAGCCAGUGUUCCCUACCCCAAACCCGCAACCUCCACCAGCCGCUUCUGCCCCAUCUGGUCCCACACCAGCACCCCCCAACCCUCCCCAGCCCCCCAGUGCAGGAGGAGAAACUCUGAGCCCGGAGCUGUUCACAGGUAUUGUUCAAGGUGUGCUGUCCACCAUGAUGGGCUCACUGGGGGCCGGCCAGGGCAACAGUGAGAGCAUCGCCCAGUUCAUCCAGAGACUGUCCCAGACCAGCAACCUCUUCACACCUGGGUCUGGAGAUGCAGUGGGGUUCUUUGGAGAUCUGUUGUCUCUGGUCUGUCAGAGUUUCUCCAUGGUGGACAUGGUGUUGUUGCUGCAUGGAAAUCCUCAGCCUCUGAGUCGUAUCCAACCUGAACUUACCGCCUUUUUCACUGAGCACUAUCUCCAGGGCAGAGAGUCCACUGAUGCCAACAUUGCUACUGCUGCUGAAGAUCUUAUCAAUGGACUGGAGGAGUAUAUCGCAGAGAGCUUUUCUACAGUUACUGUUCGGGAAGGAGUAGACAUCAUCCAGACUAACAUGUCCUUCCUCAGACAGCAGUUCACACAGAUGGCCACGCACAUAUUCCGCUGUACAGAUCACACCUUUGGUUCUCGCCUGCUGUUUCUGUGCACUCAGGGUCUGUUUGAAUGUCUGGCUCUUAAUCUGUACUGUUUAAGAGGAGAGCAGAGGGCUCUUACUGCAGUCAUCAAUCACCGCAUUAGAAGAAUGUCUGCAGAAGUGAAUCCCAGUCUAGUGAACUGGCUAACCAGUAUGAUGUCCAUGAGACUCCAUGUAAUCCUGGACCAUAACCCAGUUACAGAAAACCAGAUCCAGCAUUAUGUCAUCUACACACAGCCUGACUCUGCUGUGAGAGUGGAGUCAGAUACUCAAGCGGUCCAGCAGACUGAGAGCCAGAGUGUGGAGAUGGAAGAGGGCCUGUCUCCAGCUCCUGCCACCACUGCGGAGGAAGCCAUGGCCUCUUCAGGAGACAGUGCCGAUAGCAGAGAGCCAGCUGCAGAUCUCGCCCCUCCUUGCAGGCCUUCAUCAGGGGAGGCGCGAGGGACUGCUGGAAUGGCAGCUGCUGGGAGAGAGGAGUCUGGUGCAGAGGCAGAGCCAUGGGCAGCAUCUAUGCCACCUGAGUGGGUUCCUAUCAUAAGGCAUGACAUGAUGUCUCAGAGGAAAAUCAAGGCUCAGCCUCCACUCUCUGAUGCUUACCUUCAAGGAAUGCCAGCCAAAAGGAGAAAGACUGCUCAAGGUGAGGGCCCACACCUUUCUCUCUCUGAGGCUGUGAGUCGUGCUGCCAGAACAGUAGGAGUGCGACCUGUCACUAACCCAGACAGCCUGCAAGGAGAGCUGGAGACGCCAGAGCUGCAGGAGGCCUAUACACAACAGGUCAAGGAUGACUUGAAGAAAAGGGUUACUGAAGAUCCAGACUACAACUCUCAGCGGUUCCCCAACACACACAAGGCUUUCUCAGAGAACUCAUAACAUCUAAAUUGAAUUUUGCACAUCAUUAUACAUUCAAAUGUAUUAGUGACUCUACAUGUAGUGAGUGAGAAACUCGGACAGACAUCAUCACACAAUCAAUAGAGGAGCUGGAUUCUUCUGUGAAGGGGAUUCAUCAUUGUACUCUUCAUUUGGUGUGCAAUAGCCAUUGAUGCCCAUUUGUUGUGAACAGUAUCUUAGCUCUUCAGAUCAGUACACCACAUCUUUGGGACCAGAUGUCUCACAUCAACUUUCAGUCUUUAUGAACUUAUGUAUAUCUCUAAGGCUUCCUUUGUAAUGUCUGUUGUAAAUUAGUUGUAUAUUGUUGUAAUGAUUUGUUUUUAAUAGUGGCAAUAAUAGCAAGUACUAUACACGGUUACUAUCAUGCAUACUUGAAAUAUAAAUGUGCUUGAUCCAUUCUGGAUUAAACAGUAGUUACCACAGGUGGUCCAAACACGUGUUUUGCUCAGAAGGAUAGAUUAAACUGAAGGACACUGUAAAUUGUAGCUGUAGCUAUGAUUUAUCUGUAGCUGCCCUGUGUAACUAGCUUCAUUGUUCCAUGUGCUUCACUCUGUCAGGCUCUGCAACUGCCGCUUUCCUUGUUUUUCUAAUUUAAAAAAUAUGAAGGUGUCUGUUGCUUGUGAAUGCGACUGUUCUGCAAUAAAAUCAUAGUUUCAGAAGUCUUAA